AUGUCAAAUCUUACAAAGCUCGAAUUUAACGCUCUUGAUAUCUCUGGCAACAAUUAUUUGACAUGGAUUCUUGACGCUGAAAUCCAUCUCAAUGCUAUGGGUCUUGGAGACACCAUAAAAAGUGGCAAUAUAAAAUCUGAACAAGAUAAAGCAAAGGCUAUGAUAUUUCUUCGCCAUCAUCUACACGAGGGUUUAAAAACUGAAUACUUAACUGUUAAGGAUCCCUCAAUCCUUUGGAAGGAACUAAAAGAAAGAUAUGAUCAUCAGAAAACGGUGAUACUCCCAAAGGCUCGUUAUGACUGGUUGCACUUACGUUUGCAAGAUUUUAAAAGUGUAAGUGAGUAUAACUCCGCUAUGUUUAAGAUAACUUCUCAACUGAAAUUAUGCGGUGAAAAUGUAUCUGAUAAAGACAUGUUGGAAAAGACUUAUUCUACUUUCCAUGCCAAUAAUGUGCUCCUGCAGCAGCAAUAUCGUGAACGGGGAUUCACAAAAUAUUCAGAACUUAUUUCAGUGUUACUACUUGCUGAGCAAAAUAAUGAGCUCUUAAUGAAAAAUCAUCAAGCACGUCCAACUGGAUCAACACCAUUCCCUGAAGUGAAUGUUGUGACCACUAACGAUUCUGAGCAAAAUAAACAAUUUGGACGUGGACGAGGGCAUGGACGUGGAUUUGUACGUGCCCGUGGACGUGCCCGUGGACGAGGUUUUGGGCAUGGUCGAAGUUAUACUCACCAACCUCACUCAAACUUUAAAAAGAAAUCUCACCACUUGAAGUGGACAAGAAAUGAGGAAAAACCAAAGGGAAGUACAGUGGUUACAAGGACUGAAAGUAUAUGUCACCGUUGUGGAAUGAAAGGCCACUGGAGUCGUACCUGUCGUACGGCCAAACAUUUAGUUGACCUCUAUCAAGCCUCUUUAAAAGGUGUUGAAACUAAUUUUACUGAGAAAAAUGAUUCCUUGGGAAUUGCCCAUCUAGAAGCACACCUUGGAAGUGGAAAUCAAGUUGAUCCUUCAAGCCUGACUCAUAUGGAAGUUGGUGAUUUUUUUGAGGAUGGGAAUGUGGAGAUGACCAAAUUUGAUGGCGGCGAGAACUAA
Messenger RNA from Daucus carota subsp. sativus, 1092 nucleotides. RefSeq lists its product as uncharacterized. NCBI's taxonomy places the organism in Eukaryota, Viridiplantae, Streptophyta, Magnoliopsida, Apiales, Apiaceae. The record is from RefSeq and is a predicted model, not a curated record. The transcript has a single exon. Bases 1 to 1092 code for a protein of 363 amino acids. Gene Ontology annotation, molecular function: zinc ion binding; nucleic acid binding.